Symbiodinium natans is the source of this 2907-nucleotide messenger RNA. The record is from the annotation of a GenBank genome assembly. Lineage: Eukaryota; Dinophyceae; Suessiales; Symbiodiniaceae.
AUGGUCGCACUCGCGCGUGUUCUGUGGCUGCCGGCGGCGGUCAUAUCAGCUUGGGCACCCCACGAGGAGUGGGACGCAGUGAAGGAUCUUUGUCGUCCAGAGGCGGAAGCUUCAGCCGAGUUGGUCACAGCCGCAGUGUCGACUGUUUCUUCCGAGCAGGUGGGGCUUUCAAAGAGCUUGAGGGACGAUGGCGUCAAAGCCGGCGUAUUUCGGAUAGCGGGGAGCAGAUUAGAAGGGAGACUCGCACUCCAGCUGCACGAGCUGGCAUUGGAUGAGUCUCUGUAUAGUCUCUCAGCACAGGGCCGUAAGUGUGAGGUGCCCUUCGCGCCGGAGUUGCGCAGGAAGAUCCGCAAGGUCCUCCAAGGCCAGCUUGGGGCAUGGGGCAUCUUGAGCUUUCAUGUGCUUGCAGGCCAGGACAGCCGAUGCGGCCUGGUGCGGUUUCUGGCGCAGCUCGUGGCCUUGAUAGGCGAUGCUUAUCAGUUCGGGGAUACGGGUGCAGAUGUGGCGCUGAGGGCCUGGAUUGGUGUUCACGUCCAGCCCCCGCUGCCCAGCUUCAUGGUCGUGGCGGGAAGUAUUCUGCCCGAGGUCCUGGGGGUGGCAAGCGUUGCCACAUGGGCAGGUGGUGAAUCGCGCGGCCCGCCGCUGGUGGAGCCCUAUGCCAACUGCGAUGCUAUUGCAGAUGUAGCCGCGUACACUUUAGCUGUUAAUGCUGAAGAAAAAGCUGCUGGCAUGACUUUCUGGGCAAAGGGUCGGGAUCUGGCCAAAUCGAUCGUUCGCAAAGGAGGCUUCGAGUGGGUCAAUGCCGCUCGAGUGGCUUUUUCCAGUAGCCUUAUCCAGCAGACAGCUCGAGAGGCAUGCCCCUUCGGGGUUAUGGCUCUCAAGCUUGUUCGGUGCCUGGGCCAUGAUGCGGAGCAGAAGCAGGAAGAGGUGGUCUCGCUGGAAACAGAUUCCGAGCAACUUCUGCAGUGGACAUUGCAACCGGACAUACCGACGCUUCUUCACAAUGCUUGGCCACUUUGGGGCCUCCUGGCAUUGCUCGCAGAACAACGGAAGCAUAGCUUCAUCAUCACCGCGCGAGAUGCAACACAAGCAGAAGUUUUCGAUCAUGCGCCCUUGCUGACGGCCAUGUGGGACAAGCGCGAGUCUGAGGAUUAUCCGCUGGGUGCUGUGUGGAUUACCACAGUUCCCUGCCAGAUCACUGUCUUGGAGCUCUCCACUUGGCUCAGCCGCCUGCGGAUCGCGCUGACAGCACGAAGGCUCCCAUACUCCGAGCACCAAGUCCUGCUUGUGAUGGAGCAAGGUUCCAAGAUUCCGGAAGGCAGCUGUAAGCAGAUGGCUUGGUUCGGAUACAGUGGGCUUCUUCUCCACUGCCUGUGGUCACUGGAAGGUGCAUCGUCGGGUUUAGAUGCCCUGGCUUUGGCCUACUUUGUGCUGCGCCGCGGCACCCCUGUGGCCUUGCUCAGCUUGCCGACGAUCCCCUUCCCUGGCUUGGGGGACAAGGCUAACGAGCUGCUUACUGCUGCUUCCGCGGCGCGGCACCUCAUGUUCAUCACUGAUACGCUUGUUCUCACAGGUGCCGGAAACACCCAGGAGCGUAAAGAGCUGCAGGCACCCUUCAUUGACAUUGGCCUCCGACUGUUGAGGCCAUCCGUGCCCGCGCUGGUGCUGCUGAAGGACUGUCUCCGUCUCGCCUACGAAAACCCAUUCAUGGCAUCAGAUGAUGUGGUCAACCGCUUCGAGGUGCAUUCCAAGCUGGAUCUUCUGCUCACGGCGGGCCACGGUUUCGUGUCCUCCGAGGGCUGGUGGCCGGAAGAAGUGAAAGCACAAGCGAGGCAGGAGGCAAGAAAGCCAAGAAGCAACUCCACUCCGGUGGACCCGCACCUCUCAGGUGGCAUCCUUCUUUUCACCAUGCGGCCUUUCAGCGUCCUGCCGCGAUGGUUCACUGGCACGGCUUGCAAGCAUGUCUGUACAUCCGGACUGCUGAAGUGUGCACCGGAAGCCGGGGGCACGGCCUGUGGACUCUUGAGCGGAGAAAUGGAAGAAGCCCUUUUGCUGACCUUAAAGAACAGCUUCGCACUGACAAAAGGAGCUCGCAGCGCACGGCCUCGAGUGCUGCAGGCCGGCCCCAGUGGUUGUGGCACCACCUCCAUUGCACACUUCUACUCGGAUGGACACAACCUCCGCGUCGCGAAGAAUUACAUCGAAGGCCUGGAAAUCCGCGAUCAUGUGCGUGCUGAGCUGAGCCGUGGGAGGGCCCCCUUUGGCAAGCUUGAUCGCUUUGAUGUGGUGGCGGACGCCUUCGACGUUGUCCGAGCAGGCAUCCACUUCUGCUCAGAUAAAAUCGGUCACGGAGGAGAGACUUGCGAAAACAUCCACUAUGAUGCGCUACAAGACCGUUUGGACGAGUACAAAGACAUUCUCCGUGCUCUUCAGGAGGCAUAUCCGAACCUUUGGUUUAUUCACAACACCUGCAAUCUGGAACGCUGGCUUCCAAAGCGGGUGCAUAAUUGCUGGCCACAUUUGGUGUCCUCACCUGGAGACGAGUGGCAGAAAUGGUUGCUGCAGUGGGGGAUGUGCUGCCACGAAUCUCUUGGAGUGGGAGGCAACAAGUCAUGCUGGACCCCGGAGAAGCAACCUUUAAUCAAGAUCCCCAAGAGGCUGAACUUCCAGGAUUUUGUGUACGCUGCAUGUUGUGACGGGCUGACCUUUUAUAAGACGGCUUGGGACAUGGUCCACGCCACCCUACCAGAGGUUCUCCUCAAGGAACGGCGGGUUCCCUUCAACAUCUUGAGCCACGACCCCCGGAUGCUCAGCGAACUGCUGGGUUUGCAGGACAAUUUCAAGCCCAGCGCAUGGCGCCAGAUCCACAAGACGGAAGGGAAGCAAAGAUCGGGGCAGUGCUGUUAA